GUCCAAUAACACCACACCACACCACCUGUUCCUAUUGGAUACUGGCUAUUAAUUUAUUAGCUGCUGCUGCUUGCUGAAGCUUUAUUAUUCUUACGGAUCGAUAGAUAGAUAGAUAGAUAGAUAGAUAGAAAAGAGUCGAGUAUUUUGCUCCCUCCUCCCCCCUCCUGCUCGAUCUCCGUCCUCACGCAAUCCCAUCGCUCCGCCUCCUCUGCUGCUGCUGCCCGCCCCAUCAGUCAUCACUCGAUCCAUUCCAUAUAUGGAUAAUACUCGCCGGCGGCAGAGCACCAGCAGCAGCAGCACUAAGACGGCUGAGCUCGACCCUGUGCUCCACUCGAUCGGCUUCGAGAUCGAGGAGGUGUCGCCGUCGCAGCUGACGGGCCGCCUCCCCGUCACCGCCAGGUGCUGCCAGCCCUUCAAGGUGCUCCACGGCGGCGUCUCCGCCCUCGUCGCCGAGGGCCUGGCAAGCAUGGGCGCACACAUGGCAUCGGACUACCGCCGCGUCGCCGGAGUCAGCCUCAGCAUCAACCACUUCCGCAGCGCCGCCGUGGGGGACGUCGUACUGGCCCGCGCCGCACCAGUCUACGUCGGACGCUCAACACAGGUGUGGGAGGUGAAGCUGUGGAAGGAGGACCCGUCGGCGCCGGGGAAGAAGGGUCCUCAGAUCUCGGAGUCGAGGGUGACGCUGCUCUGCAACCUGCCCGUGCCGGAGAGACUCAAGAACGCCGGCGACGCGCUCAAGAAGUACGCCGCCACCAGCAGAUUGUAGAUCGAUCAUGUGCAUGCGUUUCUACGAUCGCUAUGAUAGAUGAUGAUAUCCAUCAUGCAUCUAUCGAUCUGCCGCUGGACGAUAGAUAUAUAGUAGAUGCAUGGAUGCUAUAUUGCUAAGUGGAGUACGUAGCUAAUAAUAAGCUUACAUAUGUUUGCUUUGCUCUGCCUGCAUUAACUAACUUUAUAAUCUCUUAUAAAAAAAUACUUUAUAA
Molecule: messenger RNA, 980 nt
Organism: Panicum hallii
Lineage: Eukaryota; Viridiplantae; Streptophyta; Magnoliopsida; Poales; Poaceae
Product: 1,4-dihydroxy-2-naphthoyl-CoA thioesterase 1-like
Exons: 2
Coding region: 257-766 (169 amino acids)
Biological process (GO): phylloquinone biosynthetic process
Cellular component (GO): peroxisome
Molecular function (GO): 1,4-dihydroxy-2-naphthoyl-CoA thioesterase activity
Source: RefSeq, a predicted model, not a curated record